AACAGGCAGAAAGCCGGAAAAAUAAAUCAAAAAAAUCAAAUGUUUUGGCGCCGCGCUUGCAAAUGUCAAAUGAUAAUGUAAUUAAAUACUAUUACAUAAACAUGUCAUGUACAGAAAAUGAAGAACUAUUGUUUCCAUUGACAGACUACUUUGAAGAUACAUGGAUCAGCAGACCAAAUAGACGUAGAACUCGACGCCCACCUACAUUUAGUUUAGCACUGUGGAAUCAAUACGACGCAACACUUGCAGAUUUGCCAAAAACAAACAACUCCGUCGAAGGAUGGCACAGAGCAUUUUCGUCAUUGUUAGGUGCAUCUCAUCCAACAAUAUGGCGAUUAAUAGACGUAAUAAAAAAAAGAACAAGGGUUAACGGAAAUAAAAAUCAAUCAAUUAAUAGCAGGGCAAGAACAGGUAGCUAAAAAGAAAAAAAUAUACGAAGACAACCACACGGAUUAAAAAAAUUGUAAAUUCUUACC
Messenger RNA from Melanaphis sacchari, 476 nucleotides. RefSeq lists its product as uncharacterized. The coding region runs from base 63 to 419 and encodes 118 amino acids. The transcript has 2 exons. Lineage: Eukaryota; Metazoa; Arthropoda; Insecta; Hemiptera; Aphididae. The record is from RefSeq and is a predicted model, not a curated record.